This is a messenger RNA of Oncorhynchus gorbuscha (pink salmon), 4584 nucleotides long. Its product is annotated as gamma-sarcoglycan-like. The record is from RefSeq and is a predicted model, not a curated record. The transcript has 8 exons. The coding region runs from base 991 to 1860 and encodes 289 amino acids. Gene Ontology annotation, biological process: heart contraction; cardiac muscle tissue development. Lineage: Eukaryota; Metazoa; Chordata; Actinopteri; Salmoniformes; Salmonidae. Gene Ontology annotation, cellular component: sarcolemma; sarcoglycan complex.
UACAUUUUUUAUACAUUUGCAAAUAUUUUUCAACUCUUUGUGUCGUAUUAUUGUGUAUUGUGUGUAGAUUUGAGGAAUUAAAAUAAAUAAAUGCUUUUUUAGAAUAAGGCCGUAACUAACAAAAAUGUGGAAAAAUUCAGGGGGUCUGAAUACUUUCCGAAUGCACUGUAUUGUCCAACGAAAUGCUUACUAGCAGGUUCCUUCUCGACAUUGCAACACCAAUAAUAAAAGUUAUGAAUACGAACACAGUGGAAGCUGUUGAGGGGAGGACGGAGCUAAUUGAAUUACAUCAAACACAUAUAAACUGUAUUUGAUGCCAUUACACUUAUACUGCUCCAGCCACUACCACAACCCUGUCCUCCCCAAUUUAGGUGCCAGCCACCUGUGGAACAAUGUAAAUGGUGGUAGAAUAGAAUAAGCAUUUUAGCAUAAGUACUUAAUACAUGUUGUAAUGAGGUCUGCCUGUUUCUUCUGUCACUGACAGCCCCCCAUAAGACGAGCUAUGUCUACCUGUCAUAUUGAAGCUGUCAAGAAGACCACCGCCAAACUCCCUAGUGAAAGCUAUAAGUGAAGCUUCUUAAAUUAGACAAGCUCAUGCUUUUCCAGACACUGGUAUUCAUGGAAGCUAAGGGCUCAAAUCAGAUUGUAGACAACUGUGAUUUCCCUCCUUGACACUUUUGAAAGGAUCCCAGACACCCUUCUGUAUCUAGGAGCAGUGGCUGCUCAGAGAGAGACAUGAUUUGAGAGGAUAAUCAAAAGGGAAGCCCGAGGUAGAGAGAGGUACAUUGGAUAUGCAGGAAGUGGGAGCGCAGUCCCGUGGUGAUUAGUUGGGGCAGUUCCAUGGCUAGAUUUAUGGCACGCAGUUGUUGAACGCCUGACAGACAUCGGAGGCAAGGGCUCCACCGCUGCUACCUCUUUUACUGCUGCUGCUGCUUCAGAGGAGCUCUGUUUGCUACCGGAGAGGAAGCUCUGUCUCAGCACACAAAGCAGAUGGUGAGGGAGCAGUAUGUCACCACCACCCAGGACAGCAGUGUCCCUGCCCCGGUCCCUGACUCCAUCUAUAAGAUCGGGAUCUACGGUUGGAGGAAGCGCUGCCUCUACCUGUUUGUUCUGCUGCUCAUCAUCAUCCUCACCGUGAACUUUGCCCUCACCAUAUGGAUCCUCCGGGUCAUGUGGUUAAACACAGAAGGGAUGGGACAUCUAAAAGUGACAGCGGAGGGAGUGAGGCUUGAGGACGGCAAGUCAGAGUUCCUCUUUCCUCUCUACGCCCAAGAGAUCCACUCCAGAGUGGACUCCUCUCUCCUGGUGCACUCCUCUGAAAACGUCACUCUCAAUGCCCGCGAUGAAAAUAAUGAUGUCACAGGAAGUCUCUCCGUAGGUCCAAAUGUGGCCCAGGGAAAUGCACCGAAUUUUGUCAUCAGCUCCAACACCAAGACGCUGUUUUCUGCAGAUGACAAAGAGGUGGUUGUUGGAACAGACAAACUUCGUGUUACAGGUCCAGAAGGUGCUCUGUUUGAACACUCUGUAGAGACGCCCCUGCUCAGAGCUGAGCCCUUCAAAGACUUGAGGCUGGAGUCUCCAACCCGCUCUCUCAGCAUGGAUGCACCAAAGGGAGUCUUUGUCAAAGCACUGGCCGGGAACAUCGAGGCGGCAUCUACCAUGGAUAUUCUAUUGCACUCCAGUGAAGGACUGGUGAUUCUGGAUGCCGAGACGGUGCGUCUGCCGAGUCUCCCCCUGGGACAUGGAGGGGUGUCUGGAAACGCUCAGGGACUCUACGAAGUGUGUGUCUGUCCUAGCGGAAAGCUGUUCCUGUCCAAGGCUGGGGUCACCUCCAUGUGCAGCGAAAGCCAAGAGUGCUAGCGAGUGUCUUUGCCAUCAGAUUAUACCAUAUUGAAUGAAAAUGCCUUUAAAUUGGGUACUCUGACACUUUCAUAUAAAGCAAAAAAAAACAAUCACAACUUUUCAAUUCUGAACAAAACUGCCAGUUGAACUGCAGACAUAUCCUCCUAAGUAAUUUAUCUAUGGUGCAUUUUAUUGAUGGAAGUUACAUUUGAGACUAUUUUACUAUGUAACUGAAACAGUGACAUGACAACUUUAUACCACAUUAAUAAGUGGCUUACUUCUGCAGUAUAGUUGUUGAUACCAUUUUAUGUUUACACUGAGUUGAGAUGAUUGUUUAUUUUAUAAUUAUGGUAUUAUGGCUGGGCAAUGAUGAGCUGAUUAACAGAUUAUAUCCUAUGCAAUGUGUUUUAUGUGGGCCCGGUUUCCUGGACCCAGGUGAAGCUUAGUCCACAAAGGAGAACCUCCCAAUGAAAGUGAUUUUUAAUGUAGGCUUCAUCUGGGUCCGGGAAAUCGGCCCAUAGUGUAUUAAUGUUGGGCAAAUGGAGAGAAAAGGAUGAUAUGAUCUAGUCUGUAGAUAUAUACCAAACAUUGGGAAUACCAUCCUAAUAUUGAGAACAGCCUCAUGGUGUCAAUUGUUCCACAGGGAUGCUGGCCCAUGAUGACUCCAUGUUUCCCACAGUUGUGUCAAGUUGGCUGGAUGUCCAUUGGGUGGGUCAUUCUUGAUAGACAUGAGAAACUGUUGAGCAUGAAAAACCCAGCAUCAUUGCAGCGCACCUGGCACCUGAUACCAUUCUCUGUUCAAAGUCACUUACACCUUGUGUCUUGCCCAUUCACCAUCUGAAUGGCACACACACAAUCCAUGUCUCACUUGUCACGAGGCUUAACAAUUCUUAUUUAACCUGUUUCCACCUCUUCAUCUACACUAAUUGAGGUGGAUUUAGCAAGUGACAUCAAUAAGGGAUCAUAGCUUUCACCUGGAUUCACCUGGUCAGCCUAUGUCAUAGAAAGAGCAGGUGUUCUUAAUGUUUUGUAUACACAUGCAACCUAGUUAUGGUCUAAGAAAGAUAAUAUAAAAUAGAGGUACAGUUGAGUGUGUUUGUGUUACACAUUCAUUAUGCAACGUUAAGCAAUCUGAUACAUCUGUUGCUAGAGAUUUUAAAAAAGGGACUGUUUUCCCAAGUACUUCAUUUCAUCUUCCAGUUCACCAGCUGCCACUGUGUUUCUAGUUCUUUUCAUUCAUGCAUUUAUUAUGUUUGCUUAACAUUGCAGAAUGAAUGUGUUACACAAUCUGAUACAUCCAAUCCUGUUGCUAGAGAUUUUUAAAAAGUGACUGUGUUUUUCCAAGUACUUAAUUUAAUCUCACAGUUCACCAGCUGCCACUGUGUUUCUGUUGUUUUUUUAAAUGUAUGCAUUUAUUGUGUGACAUUUUUUUUUUUAUGUGUAUAUAUCACAAACCCCAGAGGUGCCUUAUUGCUAUUAUAAACUGGUUAACAACAUAAUUAGAGAAGUAAAAAUAAAUCUUUUGUCAUACCCGUGGUAUACGGUCUAAUAUACCACGGCUGUCAGCCAAUCAGCAUUCUGGGCUUGAAUCACCCAGUUUAGAUUAGUCAAACUAAUCAGUAUACUGUAAGUAAUAACUUUGCAAGAAUAGGAAAUUAAAUGGAUAGUGUGACAUUUUGGCAACUAAGCCCCCUGUUCUACUUACCCAGAGUCAGAUGAACUCAUGGAUACCAUUUGUAUGAAGGAAGUUGAAGGUACUUUCUGGAACCAUUGCUAACUUGUGCUGUGACUGGAGGUGUACAGGAACGGCUAGCAUGCAUUUUCAUCAAUCUCUCAAAUUUGCUAUAUUUUCCUUUUCAAUACAUGGUUGUGUUUCUAUCUCCUUCCUUGGUAUAGGCCACGAUAUUAAAUAUACUAUGAUGUCGCACUUCUAAUCCUAUUGCACUGCAAUACUGUAGCCUACCCAUAGCCAACUGUCAUACAUAUGCUGUCAGGGUUACCAGUCUAUUUACUUUGGCACAUGCUUGGCUAUUGAAUUAGCAAUUGAUAAAUGGUAGCCUACUAUUUGUUGUGUGGCGGGAAUAACUUAAAGCAGUUAUGUCAGAAAAGGAAACACGUCCUGCAAUGUGAUAAUGAUAUAGGCCUAUAUAAUAAAAGUAAAAUAAACACAUUAGAUGACAUGCUGCUAUGCAAUCUCUUUACCAAUGGCAAAUGCAUCAGUUUUAUCAUUAGGCCUACGUUUUAAUUAGCCUACCAUCAUUAUAAAUCCCGUACAUCAAACACCUCCCAGUUUCCCCAAAUGAGCAAUAAACCUAUUUGUUGCAAUGCAGUUGAUCAACCAUCUAAAAGUUGUGUACACAAAUGGUUUGAGAUUUGUGUGGAGAUAGGCACUUUCCUGUCAUGUUCACAAUUGAUAAAUACCAAUCUUUGCAGGAAAACUAGCGCUUGCAAGGUUCAGAGUAUUUUUUGUGCAUAUGCCCCUGUAGCCUUUGUGUUCUAUUUUAGGGAAUAUUUAUUGUACAUUUUGAUUUUAGAAAAAAAAAAUGGUAGCUUCUUGUCAUGACCUUGACUGUAAUAUAGAUUCUAAUGCGUUACUGUUCACCCAUGUUGUAUACAUGUUCGCUUGUUGUCCUUAUACAGUAAAUAUUCUAGAAUUGUCAGUGAAGUUGAUGUUUUGAUAAAAUUGUGGAACAUGUUUGCCAGGUUUUGUAUGUUUGAAUAAAAUAUUUGUGCUAUUCUUGU